Messenger RNA from Clunio marinus, 207 nucleotides. The record is from the annotation of a GenBank genome assembly. NCBI's taxonomy places the organism in Eukaryota, Metazoa, Arthropoda, Insecta, Diptera, Chironomidae.
AUGGAUACUAAGUCGACUGUGAACAUGAAGCAUACAUUUAUAUGCUUUUCAGUCUCAGUUCUUAAAACCAAAGUUGAGGUUGAGAUCACAACUGUUACUUGUAUCCUCAAAAAAAAAGUUUUGAUGCUUCGCCCAUCUGUGCUCCAACAGUUGUUCCGAUGUUCAACGCUUAACAUUGAUGAAAAUAAAACGGAAAUGAAUUUUUAA